AUGACGCGUAAGCUUAGCGAAGACGAAACCUUAAAAUUGGUGCAAUUAUAUGGCGAAAACGAGUGCCUUUGGGAUAUUAAAUCCCUAAAUUACCGCAAUAAAGAAAUGCGGUCAACAGCGUUGCAAAAUAUGGCUCAACAAAUGCAAAUCGGAGGGCUCACUUCGACUGAAGUAAAAAAUAAAAUUAAAGCCAUAAGGGCUACAUAUUAUUUAGAGCUCGACAAGAUACAAAAAUCCACCAGAUCUGGCGCUGGAGGGAACGUAUAUGUCCCAAAAGUCAAGCGGUUUCAAGAACUGGACGGCUUUAUAAAAAAUGCUAUUGUAAAAAGGAAAACAAUGGAUAACUCAGGAACCAGCAACGAUGACGUUGAGUUGGGUGAAGCUGAGGGUGUUGGUGAUGGAGCUGAAAAUGUAUCAAGAUCUACUGAAAAUAAUGAUAAUUCUACUGAAACGCCAACUCAAGCCAUCCAGACGCCAGUUCGAAAUUCUGUGACAGCUCCCAAUCAAUCUGGGCAUCCGCGAUCAAAACGCUCCAAAAUAUCUCAGAUGGCCGCCAUGAUAAAGGACUUAAAAAGUGUUUCAAAUGAUGUUAAUAUGUCACCAUUUGAAGAAGAUUCUGACGCUGAUAUUUUCGGUAAACAUGUGGCAGCUCAACUAAAAAAACUGUCUGAAGAACAAUCUGUUAUUGCACAAGAAGAGAUCCAAAAAAUAUUAUCCAAAGCUAGAUUGGCUGAUAUACAACAAAAGAAUUAUAGCGAGAACUCGUCAAAAUCUGAGCGCUGCUUCUGUAACUUUAUGAGGAUGCGCUAA
Messenger RNA from Parnassius mnemosyne (clouded apollo), 810 nucleotides. The record is from the annotation of a GenBank genome assembly. Lineage: Eukaryota; Metazoa; Arthropoda; Insecta; Lepidoptera; Papilionidae.